UUAGAUAAAGUAAACACGAGAAAACAGAUUACAUCGAAUUGUGAUAAAAAGAGCAAAGAGUUGUUUAUGUACUGAAGUAGCCUAGGCAAACAAAACAAACAAUAUCAAAACCGAAACUUGCACACAACCGGCGACAACGUUAUUUUAGGCAUUAUUCCUGCUUUAUCCAUUCAUACGCACACACACACACACAAACACUAUUCACUCGCACUUUGUGAAUGUGGUGCGAUCACCGUUGUACAAUAUCUUGCAAACACUUUCUGUGUGUCAGCUAAACAUAUGUGUCAUGUUUAAAUCAGGCUUGUGAAAUUUGUCAUUCAAUUAGAAAACAUCAAGGGAUCGAAUGAGUUCCAUCCAAAAAAUAAAACAAUUCAACGCGGUGCGCUAGCUAGUGGUAUUGUUCAAUUUAUGAAAAAUUAUUAUUAUUUUUUUUUUUUUUUUUUUUUUUUUAUUGCAUAGCUUAAUUCAAUUAAUUCAAAUUGAAUUAUCCAUUGAAGAAUACACACACACACACACAGAUCCUAAAGAAAUGUCAAUUCAAUGAACCACGAAUAAAAAGUUGGCUGAACAUUUUGAGUGUGAUUCAGCAUAUAUUUUUUUUUACACAGCCCUGUUUUUUGUGUAUAAGACGUUUGUUUUUUCCGCGAAGCAUGUACUUCAAUCGGACAAAACUUAUCAGCAGCACACAGCAGUGGCAGCAACAAUAGCCUUUUGUUGUCAAUACAUACAUAAUUACAACAAUAAUCAGUUGUCAGUCGGUCAGACCGUCCAUAUUUGGUGUCAGUUCUGCACAAGAGUCGUUGCAUUUUGGUUUCAUAUUAAUUUUCGACGAAAAAAAAAAAAAAUAAUUUUUGUCAAAUUUUCAACGAUUUUGGGUUUUCAAGAGUGAGUGAACAUUUUAAUUAUAAAAAAUAGAACUAAAAACGCAAGUUAGAAUUAAAAAAAGAAGAUUGAAUUCUAAAAACGUAAAAAAAACAUUGGACUUUAUAACGGAAGUGCAGAAUAAUUGCCAUGGAUACGAGUACAGCAAUAGCGAUACAUUUAUCAAAGCGCCCGAUAGCACCAGUUUUGGAACGAUCUAGUGAAAAAACUAAUUCGGUUGCGUUGCAACUGAUGUGCAUCAUGGAUUACUAUAUGGAAGAACGUCGUUUGUAUGCUCGCAUCGCUAGAAUGCAAUGCCCAAAAUUACUUAUGCAAUUGAUGAAAUUUCAUACGUAUGUGUCGUUCAAAUACUAUGAUUAUCGGGCCAGUCGCAAGAUUGGUGACAAAAUUUUGCGAUGCAAAUUCUGUGAUUUAGUCGGACCAUAUACAUACAUCUUAACACACAUGGCUGUGAAUCACAAUGCACACAUUGGCCUCAAAUUGUGUGCGUACUGCAAUCGUGAAGAGUUAAAAGUGCAUUUCAAUGAUGGUUCAUUCGAUUAUUGCUACAAUCAUUACAUUCGAAAGCAUCAAGUGGUCAAAGAUGAUAAUGUAUCGGAGAUUGUGGCCACAUUUUACGGAUUGAUGAAGGAAAUAUCGGAAAAAUUGAACAUUUGCACCGUACGCAACCAUGCGUAUGCCGGCACAGGAUACACUGCCAUCGAGAAAAUUGCACAGAAAUAUGGAAGAGAUUUUCCAACCGAUUGCAUCAUAUUCCAGCAGAGAAACUUUGAAAAGCCAAUCAAAGGUGAAACACUUCGCAAAGAGUUUGUUCGCGUUAUAAGUUUUAUGUACGGUGGCAAUCGGAUUUCGCGUUUGAUGAACAACAACAACAAUGUGGACACGGGUGACGGUGAACAUAUCAUUGUCAUAAGUGAUGACGAAGAGGAAUAUGCACGCAGUGAAUACGAUACUUCCAGUCGACCGGGUGACGAAAAUCGAGCUUCACCGUCGUAUGAAUCACAAUACAAAGUCGACGAAUUACCGAUUGUAAAUGAAAUGGUAUUCAAUUCAGCCGAUGAAAUCAUGCCCGAAAAUCUGGUGAAACGUGAGCAAAUGUCGAGCAGUGGACUGCCAUCAAAUGCAUCAUCACCUGCACAUUCAACUGCCACAGCAUCGACCCGCACCAGUUGGACACACGAACAUGAUGCUGAAAAUUUUGGCAUUUUUGUGGCUCAACGCCUUCAACGCCUGCCCGACGAUAUAAAACGUCGCAAACUGGAGAUUAUCAUUCAAGAAGCUAUAGUUAAGGCAGAAAAGGACGCCCUUACAUAAGUUUAUUAUCACAAAUGUGUAGCUCUUUUUACUUACAUCCGCUAAAUUUAUACGUAUUGUUCCGUUUUCUCAAUGUUAGGAGUCUGAGCGGAAAUUUAGUGUUUUUAUUCAACGAAAUUUAUCGUCUGUUAGAAAAUCAUGACUUACUAUAUCGACUCUACCAAAAUUUAAUAUCAAGGCAUUGCCUCAUUUCAGAUUCAAAUAUUUUAAUUAAAAUAAUUUAAAGUAGCGAAAAUUUGCGGGUAAUUUAUCGAAUAUGUUUGAAGUUAAUUUUUAAUCGCAUCACAGCGGAUGAGAAAAAGUCUAUUCAAUUCGAAGACUACUGAUAUCAUAUGGUAGUGUAUAUAGUUAAAGAAAAAAAGUUGACACAAAAUCAACUGAUGAAAUAGUUUCGAAGCGAAAUUGAAUUUUAAAUUCUUUGCUUUCUUUCUGCAUACUCUUGACCAAACUUUAUAUCGUUCUGAAAUAAUUUGUUAAAAUAGCGACGUCAGCCGAUCUGCAUUAGCUUAUGGCAUGAGACAACACUAUGACACGAGUGCUGUCUGAUUGAUUUAUGAAAUAUGGCCUGUUAUUAAUACGUGUAUUAAAUUUACUUUUAUUCUUAAACAUUAGAAUCUACUAUUAUAGAAAAGAUUGGAAUCCGACUUGAAUCAUUCAAUUUUUAUUAUAUAAUAAGAAAAUUUUGUAUAUAUAUCGAAUUGAUAAAAAAAAGCAAACAACGAAAGAAAAAAAUCAGCAGAUCUUACUUAAAAAUGCAAGCGUAAUGAAAUUGAUGAAAACCUAUCGACUGUAUGAAUGAUUGAGGGCAAAAAUGAGACUAAAAUUCGAAAUAUUUUGAAGUGUUACAUCUCCAUACAGAAGUAUAUGUGUUUUGGAGAUGGAACACUUGAAAAUAUUCCAAAUCCAAGUCUCACUUUUUGACUCACUCAUUCAUAUAUAUUCGUUUUAUCUGCCAAUUCAGCGUUUAAGUAUUUGGUUGAUAAGCAUAAACAUCGCACACAAUUGUCAUUCAGCGUUAAAGUGUUUAUGCAAACAAUCGAAUGAUGUAUACAGUGCAUGUGCUUGUGCAUUGUGCAAUCAUGAAUUCUCCGGUUGCUUCUUAUUCCUUACAAACACACUAAUAAUCACGUUCGAAAUGGUUCUGAAGCGAUUUUUGUGGUUGGCGAAUUUAGAGUUAGAAUAGUGUGCGAUCGGAGUAGUUCGGUGUCAAAUUCAUGCAAAGUGCUAACGGUGUCACAGAAUAAUAUCCAUAUCCAAGUGAAUUCUUUCAACGAGAAAUAUUUUUUGGCUUCAAAGUGUUCCAUUGCAUUGCCAUUUCUGUGUUAAAAAAUGGUGGAAGAGUUCAAGUCACAUUUACUGCGGCGACCAUUUGCCCAUAUUUUCGCCAAUUUGCGCAAUAAUGACGACAAAACUGAUAUGAUUGCACUUCAACUCAUGUGUAUAUUGAAUUUUCAAGCGGAAAGUACGAAUUUAUACGCGCGUAUAGCUGAAAUGAACCGCCCGAAAUUGCUAUUGGAUUUGAUGGGAUUUCGAUCGUACAAAUCCUUUAUUUAGUACGAAUAUCAGGGGCAUGGUCAACUCGAGAGCAAAUAUUUGAAAUGUAGAUUCUGCGAGCUAUUCGGUCCGUACGUUUUGAUUUUGACACACAUGACCAUCAAUCAUGAUGAGCAUGUCGGUUUGAUGAAAUGUGCCUACUGCAAUCAAAUCGAUUUGAAAAAACAUUUCAACGAUGGCACAAUGCAAACGUGUUACGAGAGAUACUUACGAAAACCAGAUAUGGCUGAUGUGAUCAGCGACAAUUUAACACCCGAAAUUGUCACUGACUUCUAUGGUUUUCUGAAAAAUCUUGCAAUCAAUCUUGGCGUAUAUACGAGAAGAAUUUUGCACAGUUUUUCUGGCUCUGCAUAUGGUGGAACAGAAGCAAUUCCUAGACGUAGUGCCAGAGCGCCGAGUGAUAGCUAUGAGGUGGUUUAUCGACAGAGGAAAAUCCGGAAAACAAUUUCAACCGAAAAACUCGUUGGGUAUGCUAGCCAAGUUUGGAUGCAAUUUUAUGGCCGACCAUUACCUAGACAGAGCUCAGCACAAAUCCAAAAUGAUGACGCUACACCCGAACGAUCGACUCGAUCGAACAACAGAAGAACUGCUCAUGGUGAGGUAAUCUACAAUGGAAAUCCUACCUUUUUGUUUAAUUUUGUUUUGCAAUUUCUCUAUUUUGUCUCUGCUGAUAAUUUGUGGUUUUUCUUCAUAUCUCCAAAUAUGGUUUCGUUAGAGCGCGAAUUCUGAAUCGUCAAACGAAGAAUUGAAUCGAAAUGAAUCGAACGCAAACACAAGUGGAAUUCGAAUAUCUCGAGCCUAUAGCCUGGGCGGAGCAGCUAGCGCAUCAUCGCCUACAUUCUCAGCAAUGUCAGCACAAACCAGUGAUACGAACCGAACAGCAGAGGCUAGAUUUGGUGAUUACGUUGCACAUCGGCUUGAACUGCAAACACAAAAUGUGAAUCGUCGACGCCUCGAAGCAGCCAUUCAACAAACAAUCUCCACUUUUGAGAUUAACCAAUUGGAAAAUGAAUAGUUUCUUUCCGGUGUUUAGUUGAUAAUUCACCAAAAAAAUGCACGGAAUUCAUUGCGAUUAUCGGAUUUUGGUUUAUUUGAAUUCAAACAUAAAGAUACCAUGCCAAUCUUGUUUAGAUAGCUGUUUUCACUUCAAAAAUGACAAAAUUUUAAAUUAAAAUAAGAGAUUUAAGUUUAUCGUUACAUGUUACUAGAACAAUAAUGAUCAUUAACUAAUAACUAACUCUUUGAUCGAAACGCAAAUCGCAAAAAUAUUCUUACUACUACUACUACUACUACUAUAUUUCUUCUUUACUUUAUUUAGUUUUAUGAGUGUUCUUUUACUUAUUCACUAGAAGCUAUCAUUCUUGAUUAUGUUACUUUGAAGAAAACGAAUUUGAAAUUAGGAAUGUGUGUAAUAAAGGGUAUUUUUAAAGGUUUUGUAACCAUA
This is a messenger RNA of Sitodiplosis mosellana (orange wheat blossom midge), 5194 nucleotides long. RefSeq lists its product as uncharacterized. NCBI's taxonomy places the organism in Eukaryota, Metazoa, Arthropoda, Insecta, Diptera, Cecidomyiidae. The transcript is spliced from 3 exons. The record is from RefSeq and is a predicted model, not a curated record. The coding region runs from base 1012 to 2196 and encodes 394 amino acids.